This is a messenger RNA of Mytilus californianus (California mussel), 1757 nucleotides long. Its product is annotated as nitric oxide synthase-interacting protein-like. The coding region runs from base 124 to 984 and encodes 286 amino acids. The transcript is spliced from 10 exons. Gene Ontology annotation, cellular component: nucleus. The record is from RefSeq and is a predicted model, not a curated record. NCBI's taxonomy places the organism in Eukaryota, Metazoa, Mollusca, Bivalvia, Mytilida, Mytilidae. Gene Ontology annotation, molecular function: ubiquitin protein ligase activity.
AUUCAAGUACCCAAAACAAAGAACUUCCGGUAAAUAGAGGAGCAGCGACUGAAAUUUCUGUAAGAAAGUUUUUUGCCCCUUCGCCAUAUUUUUACUAUAAUUCUAGAUUAAUCACAUUUCAAAAUGACAAGACAUUCAAAGAACUGCACAGCUGGAACAGUUUAUACAUACCAUGAGAGACAGAGAGAUACCAAAUCAUCAGGCUAUGGAAGUAAAAGUGCCAGAUUUGGAAAAGAUUCUAUCAAGGAUUUUGACUGUUGUUGUUUAACACUACAACCAUGCAGGAAUCCUAUUGUAACACCAGAAGGUUUUCUGUAUGACAAAGAAGCUAUACUAGAAUUUAUCAUACAACAAAAGAAGCAGAUUGCAAGAAAGUUGAAAGAAUAUGGAAAACAGAUAAAUAAAGCUAAAGAAGAGCUAAAUGAAUUAGCCAAAGCAGAACUAGAAACAAAGAAACAGAAACUUAUCAGUCAUGUGGAAGCCCCAUCAGACAAAAAUGCUACUGGUAAAGAUGAAAGUAUUUGCAACAUGAAAAAUGGUAAAGGUAAAGAAUUACCCAGUUUCUGGGUUCCUGCUUUAACACCAGAUGCUGCUCCUACUAAAAUAGAAAAACCUGAUGAAAAAGUAAGAUGUCCAAUGAGCGGUAGACCAAUCAAGUUAAAAGAUAUGCUUGAUGUCAAGUUUACACCAAUAAAUGACAGAGAUUCUAAAACAGCUCUUAUAUCAAAACAGGCUAGAUAUGUAUGUGCUGUUACAAAUGAUGUCCUUGGUAAUUCUGUCCCAUGUGCAGUUCUUAAAACUUCAGGCAGUGUUGUAACAAUGGAAUGUGUAGAAAAGUUAAUAAAGAAAGACAUGUUAGAUCCAAUUAAUGGCAAGAAAAUGACAGAAAAAGACAUCCUACCAUUACAAAGAGGAUCAUCUGGAUAUUCAGCAUCAGGACACACACUAGAGGGCAAAAAAUAUGGUCCUUCUGUGAUGGCAUAAAAUGUGAAGAAACAUCUUUUAUAACACAUCUGUGACUUUUGGAAAGGAUGAAAAGAAAAAAAAGAGCGUACAAAAAAAAGUAAUGAAAAUGUACAUAAAGUUGAAUUGUUUCAAGAAAAGCUGGUCUGUGUAUAGACAACUUCUAUUAUGUUAAACAUACUGAGCUUAGAAUCAGCAUGAUGGAACCAAAUUUUGAAGUUCAAUAAUGAAUUUUAUUGUUUAUUUAUUUUAGAUAAGUAUUGUUUUUCAGGUGUUUGUGUACACCUAUUCUUGGCAUUUUCUUAAAAAACUGAUGUAAAGUCAUAGGGAAAUUUUACUUGCUACUGUAUUACUACAAUAAAGAACUUACUUCAGUAUUUUUAUUGGGAGGGGGAGAGAUUUGUCUUGCUUACAAGUUACAACAAUGUCACUGGAGAGUACAUAUAUAUUGGUGUUAAUAAAUCUGGAAAUACAGUUGCAUAGGAAGAAAUAGUCCUUUCAGAGACAAUACAUCAUUUUUUUUUACUAAUUUUGAAUUAUAACAAUAUUGUGUACCUAUGUAGUGUUUCACAUUUUUUGUGGUAUGAAGAAAUAUAUCUAUUUUCAAUUAUUAAAUGAUUAAAUAUUGCAAUGUGUAUGAAUUUUAUUGAAAUAUGGAUAUUUUGUGCAAUUUAGGGUGGAUAUGUGUUUUAUAUUUUGCAUUGUUUUAGAUGUCCACUACACACUGUAUUAAAUGUAUAAGAACUUGUAUUAUAAAAAAUCAUGAUAGUCAAAUAAAGAAAAUAAAUAACAUA